Molecule: messenger RNA, 1466 nt
Organism: Mytilus trossulus (common blue mussel)
Lineage: Eukaryota; Metazoa; Mollusca; Bivalvia; Mytilida; Mytilidae
Product: putative inhibitor of apoptosis
Exons: 3
Coding region: 96-590 (164 amino acids)
Biological process (GO): positive regulation of protein ubiquitination; negative regulation of apoptotic process; regulation of cell cycle
Cellular component (GO): nucleus; cytoplasm
Molecular function (GO): ubiquitin protein ligase activity; cysteine-type endopeptidase inhibitor activity involved in apoptotic process
Source: RefSeq, a predicted model, not a curated record
UGAUAACCUCGUAUGUCCGUUCAUUCAUACGUGUUAUGCUAUAAACAGCGAAAUAACUGGUUAAUGUAAGGACUAUAUUAGUUCUACAUGAUAGAAUGGGCUAUGAUGAAAUUCCACAGCAUCCAUUAGGAAGACUUCGACCAAUGAGAGAGAACUAUGAAAUGAGAAUGAACACUUUUCAACAAUGGUCCAAUCCGAAUGUAUCCCCAAAGGAACUGUGUGACGAUGGAUUUUAUUACAUGGGAUCACCUGAUAAAGUGCAAUGUGUAUUUUGUGGGGUUGUUCUGAGUGGAUGGAGACCUGGCGAUGACGUUCAUAAACUGCAUGCUGUUAAUUUUGGACAAUGUCGGAAAGUUUGCAAGUUUGCAAAUUAUGAAGAAAGACUUGCUUCAUUUCAAAAUUGGCCACCGAAUCUACCACUCUGUCCAAUUGACCUAGCUUCGGCUGGAUUGUAUUAUACAGGCAAACGUGACAUAUGUAAAUGUUUCAUGUGUGAUGGGUGUGUCUUUGAUUGGGAAGCUGGUGAUGUACCAUCAAAAGAACAUACGAGAAUAUUUCCGGACUGUCCACUUAGUCAAAUAAUGGCCUAACCGGACAUGCCUUUUUAACAAUCAUAGGAAACGACGUUUCAGCUUUUAUCAUUGUUGCAAUCUAGUUUAUUCGGCUUUUAUCAAUUUUAUUUAUUUUACUUUUUCUCAUUGUGUUUAAUUAUGAAAUACUUAUAUUAAAAAAGUUGUAGCAACUGAAAGGUCGAAAUAACGGAAGCGUAUUAGGGCCAUCUUUUUUCUAUUUUUUUUUCAAAUUGUCCACUUUAAUCUUAAGAUUAUCAACUUUUAAAUUGGGAUGUCCAACUGCAGUCUUGAAAUUAUCAACUCUUGAGAGUAUCAACCUAAAUCGUGGAAUUAUCAUCUGUAAUCUUGUAAUUAUCAACAUCAAUCUUUGAAUUAUCAACUUUAAUCUUCAAAAGACUAAAUUAAAUGUAAAGAUAUCAUAAAUCUUUACUUCUUUGAAUUAUGGUCUUUAUGAUUCGCAAUGCACAUUUUAACAAGUAAGGUAUUUGCAUAUUCAAGAAAGACAAUCAUGUCAUUCUGUGUACAGUGAACAAAUUGAAGUUUUACAUGACAAGUUGAAUUCAAAAAUGUCAGCGAUCCGUUUAUCAUACAUUUGUACAACAUUUUUAGUAAUUUACAAGCCAUCAAGCCACGUGUUGCAUAUUGUUGUUAUUAAUGAUUUUUUACAUCCUUGCUUUUUGAGGGAAAAACAAGAAUAUUAUGACAAAAAGUCAGACUUCUCAAGAUGUAUUCAAAGAUAAAGAAACAAAACUAAUAGUUCACGUGUUUCCCACGGUUUAGGUGUGUUAACGGGAUCUGUUUUUGCUACAUCCAAAUAUGACUAUUGAACAGCGGUAUACUACUGUGGCUUUUUUUCUUAUCAAUGUGUGAAGGGACAAUUAUUUUUUUAAGAGA